AUGCAUUCGCUGGCUCUGACGAUUCUGACGCUGGCGCUCGGCGCACAAGCCCAUUCCAAUGGCAUGGAUAUGAGCAUGGACAGCGGCGCAAGCGUCUCAAUGGGCAACAUGAUCAUGUACCUCCACUUCACGCCCGGCGACAAUCUCUGGUUCUAUGGCUGGGCGCCGCGCACAGCAGGCGCCAUGGGCGGAACUUGUGUCGCGCUAUUCAUGCUUGCACUCGUGGAGAGGUGGCUGUCUGCGCUCAAGGCAUGUGCGGAAAUGCACUGGCACCAACGCGCGUUGAUUGAGAUGGCUAACCGCGCGAACAAGAGGACAACGCUCGGCCAGCCUCAACCUACACCAUCUAAGCUCUCUCGCACUUCACUACCCUUUGUCGCCGCGCACGACCUCCCGCGCGGCCUUAUCACAUCCAUACUCGCCCUGCUCGGCUUUCUGUUCAUGUUGGCUGUCAUGACGUAUCAGGUCGGAUUCAUACUGUCCAUCGUUAUUGGACUGGGCGUCGGUGAGGCGCUUUUCGGGAGGAAACAAGGACACAUCCCUCACGAGGAACAGACGGCGUAUGCAAUGCCUCCUCAUUCAUACCCAUGCCCCGCGCCCUUUCCCGCGUACGCGCGUGCGCCCGCUCAAGCGCGAGCCAUGCCGACUCCAGCAGGACCGCACUACCACUACUACGCGCCCGGUGGCCCCGUCACGCACAACAACCACUACUAUGCUGCGCCGGCGCAGUAUGCUCCAUGUUCUCAGCCGUAUCCUUCGACCUCGGAAGAGUUCCAGUACAGAGUGUACCGGGAUGGCUUUUCGACGCCGAGGGAUGGGAUCUCGUCUUCGCCGGAUCACUCGUGUGUUCAGCCUCUGAAUCCGGCUCGCCGCUCAGGAUCGCUCACGCCGGACGAUAUGCAUGAGUCGUCGCAACCGAUCCACACUAGACCGCGCCGGCGCCAGUACCAGGUCCCUUCUGCUCCCCCGACUUCGGUCACUUCAGUUUUCCAGCCGGAGGAUGCGCCGAACAAGUCGGCGAAGGAGAUACAUCAUGCUCUAUACCGUGUACCCGUCAGAUACAAUACGGACACUGGUAUCUCCAUCACCGAUACAGCCGAUGCCGGGGAGCAGUCUACGCGCUUUCUGUCCCGCCUCGAUGUACGUCCCGAAGCACCCGUGGCCCAUGAACAUGUAUCGAACGUCAUGCCGGACAUGACGGCGGACAACGCACAGCCAUCACAACCAGCGGGGGACGCUCGGGGCGCGCCAUCGCCCGUACCCCGAAUUGUGAUCCAGGCGGCCACAGACCCGAGCUCGCCGCCCUCUCCCGCUAGUACUUCUGCGUCAUCCUCGCCCUGGUCCCCGCCCGCUUCUGCGCAAUCAUCGCCCGAUACGGUGUACUCUGCACCACUGCAUGAUCUGCGUUCGACCACUUCGCUAGUCGAGCCUCCCGUGGGCGAGCUCGCGAGCAGGAUAUUGUCGCAGGUGAACGAGCGUGCUGGUAUGGGCACCAGUGGGAGUGCAGGUUCGCGGACGGUCGCUGGUGACUCGUCUCCUUCCUCGAGCACACUGGUAUCUAUCAAUGAGGGCGCAGCCGAAGGAGAUGUAGAAGAGGAAGAGGCAGAAGAGAUCAACGGCAACGACCCUGCCGAGCCUCUCUCGCUAACAUACGCCAACAAUCGACCAUUCACCAUCCCCGUGCACCCCUUCAGCGAAUUGAAGUCCUACUCCACUCCCCGCGAGUAUCUCGACAACAUCUUCGCUCUCCGCCGCGCCUUCGACUCAACUCACGGCCUCCCCUCGCAUCCCGCUAUCGAUAUUCACACGUUCGACGCGCACGCCGCUCUCGCGCUUGAAUGUCGCUUGAGUCAGGACGCGCAAAUGGCGAGGGAGUUGAGCGAGGUCAGAGGGAGAAUCGUGUAUAUGGCUAAGAUGGAAGGUGGUGGAGAGAGGAUGUGGAGAUUGGAGAAGGUUCAGAGGAUGUUGGAGAAGUGGAGGGAGAGGUUGCGUGAGGUUGCGCGGUGGAAGUACGCUAUCGCGUCUGCGUCUGUUGACGAAGCUUAG
This is a messenger RNA of Peniophora sp. CBMAI 1063, 2046 nucleotides long. Lineage: Eukaryota; Fungi; Basidiomycota; Agaricomycetes; Russulales; Peniophoraceae. The record is from the annotation of a GenBank genome assembly.